Molecule: messenger RNA, 675 nt
Organism: Onychomys torridus (southern grasshopper mouse)
Lineage: Eukaryota; Metazoa; Chordata; Mammalia; Rodentia; Cricetidae
Gene: Pcp2
Product: Purkinje cell protein 2
Exons: 4
Coding region: 99-509 (136 amino acids)
Molecular function (GO): protein binding; guanyl-nucleotide exchange factor activity
Source: RefSeq, a predicted model, not a curated record
UAUCUGCUCCCCCUUCCCCCACAUCCUGGCCCUUUAAAAGGCCCUCUCAGGUGUGGGGGCCCUGUCACAGGCCAGGAGGAAAGUGUGGGAGACACAGGAUGGAUCAGGAAGAAGAAAAGAGUGAGGGGGUCUCAGACCUUCUGGACAAGGCAGGUUCACCGGACCAAGAAGGCUUCUUCAAUCUACUGAGCCACGUGCAGGGCGAUCGGAUGGAGGAGCAGCGCUGUUCCUUGCAGGCUGGUCCAGACCAGGCCCCAGAAAGCCAGGGUGGCCCUGCUCCUGAGAUGGACAAUCUCAUGGAUAUGCUGGCCGACACCCAGGGCCGCCGCAUGGAUGACCAGCGUGUAACCAUCAAUUCCCUGCCUGGCUUCCAACCUAUUGGUCCCAAGGAUGGAAUGCAGAAACGACCUGGGACCCUCAGCCCUCAACCCCUGCUCACCCCUCAGGACCCUGCUGCACUCAGCUUCCGCAGGAACAGCAGCCCCCAACCCCAGACACAAGCUCCUUGAAAGUUCUAGCCAUCCUGGGCCCCCCACCGGCCCCUGAAAACAACAAUAAAAUGCUUGGCACUAGAACAAAGGACUGAGUGUGUGUCAUUUCUGGGUGGAGGGCUUGAAGGUCUCAGGAGCUCUGCUGAGCAGCUUGAAGGAGUCUCUCUUCCCUCUGCUUCCGGAU